Messenger RNA from Paramecium primaurelia, 1306 nucleotides. NCBI's taxonomy places the organism in Eukaryota, Ciliophora, Oligohymenophorea, Peniculida, Parameciidae. The record is from the annotation of a GenBank genome assembly.
AUGAUUAAUCGAUAAACCCUAUUUUAAGAAUGCUAUCUUUUAUUUCCAAAAUGUACAUAAUAUUUUGAAAUAUUAUUUAGAAGAUGAUAUUUGUUAUGUAAUGGACAAAAUAAAGGUUAGGAAAAUAUUUGAAGGCUAAGUUGAAUUUGAUUAACAAGAAAUGGAAAUCUUGAAAUAAUUCGAAGCAUAUCUAAUAUCUAAACGCUUUAUGCCUAAGUUCUCACUCAAUUAAUUUUAGGUGGACUGAGCCUUAAUUGCUAAGGAUGCUUUAUGCUACUAAAUUUAAGUUUGAAAAGACAUAUGCAGCUAUAUAGGCCUAUAUUUAAUGGAGGAAUCAAGCAUUUCCACUUAAAGAAAAUUAGGAAACAACUAAAUUCUUAGUAACAUAUGCUGACAUAUUAUUUAAGUCAAGCGGUUCAAUUUAUCUUCAUGGAAGGGAUAAUAGAUUUAGACCAAUAAUAGUGGUUAAUGCUAUUAAAUUGGCAGCAUAAAAAAAUAUAGAUAUCACUUUAGAUUCUAUGACAAUAUUUCUUGAACAUGUUAUAGCAAAUUACACAUUACCUGGAUAAAUAGAAAAUUGGUAAAAUAUAAAUUCCAAUAAUUUAUAGGGUUGUUGUAAUGGAUUUAGGAGGCUUGGGAAUAACAAGUUUACCAAGAUAAUAGCUCUAAAGAGUUUUAGAUUAUCUUUAAAAUAACUAUCGUUCUAGAAUGCAUAAAUGUUAUGUAGUUAAUUGUCCUGGUACAAUCACCUUUUCUUGGAAUAUAGUAAAAGGAUUUUUAGAAGAAAUCACUGUAAGAAAAAUCUCAUUUGAAAAAUCUUCUAUUCCAACUGGAUUAUUUGAACAUUGUCAUAAAUCAUAAGUGGAAUAAAAAUAUGGUGGAAUAUCUUAAAACAUUGAAAAUAACUUUUGGUAUAAAAUAGUUUUUAUAUUUAAGGCCUCCACAUGAGAUUAGUUAAUAAUAUUUUUUACCAACAGAUAAUAUUACUGAUAUACUCAUAUCAAAAUAACAAUAUAAUCAACUAUAUCAAUUCGGUAAACUUUCGAAGAAUCGUCUUUGUAAGGAACUUCUUGAAGAUAUAAGAUAAUCUUUAUAAAACACUAAUACAGAAUAACAUUUAGAUAAAAAAAUGAAAGAAGAGGUACCUGAUCCAGAAGAAGAAUAAUAAGUUAUUAAUGAUCUAAUUUAAAAUAAUUAAGAUUUUUACAAACCAAGAAUUGAAGAGUUAUUUGAAAUGCCUCUUUGUGAAACUAAAAUCUAAUUACCAUUCAAUUUUAUUGCUCAUAAAAAAAUGCUAAAAUAUUGA